Messenger RNA from Malania oleifera, 780 nucleotides. RefSeq lists its product as uncharacterized. The coding region runs from base 1 to 735 and encodes 244 amino acids. NCBI's taxonomy places the organism in Eukaryota, Viridiplantae, Streptophyta, Magnoliopsida, Santalales, Ximeniaceae. The record is from RefSeq and is a predicted model, not a curated record. The transcript is spliced from 3 exons. Gene Ontology annotation, cellular component: plasma membrane.
AUGGAUGCCUCUCCCCAACCCCACUUCAUCCCCCAUUAUUACUUCUUCCGCCAACAACUCAUCUGCCCAUCUGCAUUUUCCUUCAAGAGCUGCUGCUGCUUCCUUCUCGUCAUCCUCCUCUUUGCGCUCACCGUGGUUGGCGCCGCUGCGCUCGCGGUCAUAUUCAUCUUGAAGCCCAGGGAGCCCCUCUUCUCCCUGCAGAAGCUAAUGGUGGAUUCGUACGAGCUCGAGGCCUACGAUUCUGGUUCGACGCUUUAUGUUUCGUCUGUUGUUUCUCUGAGCUUGAAUGCAGAGAAUCCAAACAAGGUUGGGAUCAAGUAUAGGCCAACGAGGCUGAUGAUUUUGUACGGAGGGUUUCCUAUGGGUGUGAUCCGAGUGCCGGGGUUCUACCAGCCUGCUCACAGCGCCAAUGUCAGCGUGCAGGCUAGGGUUUUGAUGCAGUGCGUGAAUGCUAGCCAACUCCUCAGCGGGGUUGAUUUGUUGCAUGGCCAUUCAAGGAGAAGCAAUGAUCAGAUUAGAGUUUUGGGUGAUAUUACCGUUCAUGUUCGAGUAUUCCGGAUCACCCUCCCAAAGAUAAAGAUUGCCUUGGAUUGUGACAUAAAUGUUGACUAUAAAGAGUUUAGUUUAAUUACGGAAGCUUACGAGAGUAUGAAAGUUAUUCAAAAUCAUAUGGCUUCUUUUCCUGCCAACUUCCAAACAUUUUCUAAAAAGUGCUCGUUUGCUUUGUAUAUAUGAAAUUUUAUACAAAUAUACUUGACGGUACAUUAUUUUUUUUGUGCA